Messenger RNA from Conger conger (European conger), 2990 nucleotides. RefSeq lists its product as uncharacterized. The record is from RefSeq and is a predicted model, not a curated record. Lineage: Eukaryota; Metazoa; Chordata; Actinopteri; Anguilliformes; Congridae. Gene Ontology annotation, molecular function: zinc ion binding; protein binding. Bases 147 to 2990 code for a protein of 947 amino acids. The transcript has 13 exons.
UUUGUUCCCGAAUCCGUUAGUACUUCCCUUAGUUCUAGCACCCUUGUUCCCGAGCCCUUGAAUCUCACACUGACUGAGAACUACAAGCCUGAUCUGUAUGUUUGUUCCUGUUUUGAAGCACAUAGGGUGUGUUCUGUCAAAGUAACAUGGAGUCUGAAGCUUUGUUUCCUGAGGACGAUCUUUGUUGCUCUGUUUGUUGUGAGAUUUUUAAAAAGCCUGUUCUCCUGAAAUGCAGCCACAGCUUCUGUAGAGUGUGUCUGCAGCAGUACUGGGAACGGAAGAGCUCUCGAGAGUGUCCCAUCUGCAGGAGAAAGGCCUCUAUGGAGGAACCUCCUCGAAACCUGGCCUUACAAAACAUUGUGGAGACUUACUUAAAGCAGAAGACUGAGAGAGAAACUGCAGACAAGACUGAGGCUCGCUGUAUUCUUCAUGGGGAGAAACUUAUUUUAUUCUGUGAACAUGACAAAGAGCCUCUCUGUGUCAUCUGUCAGACAUCAAAAAAACACAGAAAGCACCGGGUCUGUCCAGUGGAAGAGGCUGCACGGGAGCUGAAGGACGAACUCAAGCCUGCACUUAAUCUUAUUAAAGAAAAACUGGAGAAGUUUACCAUGGUUGAACAAGCAUGUAAGAAGACCGCAGAACACAUCAGGAGUCAAGCCCAGCACACAGAGAGACAGAUGAAGGCAGAGUUUGAGAAGCUCCACCAGUUCCUGCGAGAGGAAGAGGAGGCCAGACUAGCUGCUCUGAAAGAGGAAGAGGAGAAGAGGAAUCAAAUAAUGGAGAAGUUCGAACUCAUCAGUGGAGACAUCUCCACCCUUACAGACAAAAUCACAGCUAUAGAGACGGCCAUGGAGACCGAAGACACCUCCUUUUUAAAGAGCUACACGAACAUCAAGGAAAGAGCCCAGUGCACACUGCAAGACCCAGAGCUGCUCUCAGGGGCGCUGAUAGAUGUGGCCAAACACCUGGGCAACCUGAAGUUCAGAGUCUGGGAGAAGAUACUGGGGAUGGUGCAGUACACUCCUGUGAUGCUGGAUCCUAACACUGCAUGUGCAUAUCUCUCUCUCUCUGAUGAUCUGACCACUGUGAGAAACACGGAUACAGUGCAGAACUGUCCUGACAACCCAGAGAGGUUUAAUCUCUGUCCGUGUGUGUUGGGAUCUGAGGGGUUUACCUCAGGGAAACACAGCUGGGAGGUGAAAGUUGGGAACAAACCUGCGUGGGAUGUAGGAGUGGUGAAAGAGUCCAUCAACAGGAAGGAUGGUCUAUUAUACAGCCCAGAGAGAGGAUUCUGGGUCAUAAAUCGGAGGAACGGUGAUAAGUACACAGCAUCAGGAGGUACUCUCACACUGGAGAGGAAACCCCAGAGCAUCAGGGUGCAGCUGGACUAUGACCGGGGGGAGGUGUCCUUCUUCAACUCCAGUGACAUGUCACUCAUUCACACUUUUAAAGACACAUUUACUGAGAGGGUGUUCCCAUACUUCUGUCCCUGUGCGAGAGAUGGCGGUAAGAACGAUGAACCCCUGAAAAUCUGCCCAGUGAAAGUCUCUGACGAUCUUUGUUGCUCUGUUUGUUGUGCAAUUUUUAAAGAGCCUGUUCUCCUGAAAUGCAGCCACAGCUUCUGUAGAGUGUGUCUGCAGCAGUGCUGGAAACAGAAGAGCUCUCGAGAGUGUCCCAUCUGCAGGAGAAAGGCUUCUAUGGAGGAACCUCCUCGAAACCUGGCCUUACAAAACAUUGUGGAGACUUACUUAAAGCAGAAGACUGAGAGAAAAACUGCAGACAAGACUGAGGCUCGCUGUAGUCUUCAUGGGGAGAAACUUCUUUUAUUCUGCGAACAUGACAAAGAGCCUCUCUGUGUCAUCUGUCAGACUUCAAAAAAACACAGAAAGCACCCAAUCUGUCCAGUGGAAGAGGCCGCACGGGAGCUAAAGGAGGAACUCAAGCCUGCACUUAAUCUUAUUAAAGAAAAGUUUAUGAAGGUUGAACAAGGAUGUAAGAAGACAGCAGGACACAUCAGGAGACAAGCCCAGCUCACAGAGAGGCAGAUGAAGGCUGAGUUUGAGAAGCUCCACCAGUUACUGCGAGAGGAAGAGGAGGCCAGACUAGCUGCACUGAAAGAGGAAGAGGAGAAGAGGAGUCAGAUAAUGGAGGGGAAGUUAAAACACAUCAGUGGAGACAUCUCCACCCUUACAGACAAAAUCACAGCUAUAGAGACGGCCAUGGAGACCGAAGACACCUCCUUUUUAAUGAGCUACAAGAACAUCAAGGAAAGAGCUCAGUGCACACUGCAGGACCCAGAGCUACUCUCAGGGGCGCUGAUAGAUGUGGCCAAACACCUGGGCAACCUGAAGUUCAGAGUCUCGGAGAAGAUGCUGGGGAUGGUGCAGUACACUCCUGUGAUGCUGGAUCCUAACACUGCAUGUGCCAGUCUCUCUCUGUCUGAUGAUCUGACCACUGUGAGACACACAGGUACAGUGCAGAACUGUCCUGACAACCCAGAGAGGUUUAGUCGCUGUCCAUGUGUGCUGGGAUCUGAAGGGUUUACCUCAGGGAAACACAGCUGGGAGGUGAAAGUUGGGAGUAAACCUAAGUGGGAUGUAGGAGUGGUGAAAGAGUCUAUGAACAGAAAGGAAGACAUAACAUACAGCCCAGAGACAGGAUUCUGGGUAAUAAUGUUGAGGAAUGGUGAUGAGUACAGUUCAGCAGGAGGUACUGUCCUCACACUGGAGAGGAAACCCCAGAGCAUCAGGGUGCAUCUGGACUAUGACAGGGGGGAGGUGUCCUUCUUCAACACCAGUGACAUGUCACUCAUUCACACUUUUAAAGACACAUUGACUGAGAGGGUGUUCCCAUACUUCUGUCCUGGUGUGAGAGAUGGCAGUAACAAUGAACCCCUGAAAAUCUGCCCAAUGAAAGUCUCUAGAGCUUCUCGGGCGGUGACUGCCUUUUCGUCCGCCGCCUCUCCGAGCCAGGAACGGGACCGGGAAUAG